Mercurialis annua (annual mercury) is the source of this 708-nucleotide messenger RNA. RefSeq lists its product as uncharacterized. Gene Ontology annotation, cellular component: membrane. Gene Ontology annotation, molecular function: manganese ion transmembrane transporter activity; cadmium ion transmembrane transporter activity. NCBI's taxonomy places the organism in Eukaryota, Viridiplantae, Streptophyta, Magnoliopsida, Malpighiales, Euphorbiaceae. Gene Ontology annotation, biological process: metal ion transport. The record is from RefSeq and is a predicted model, not a curated record. The coding region runs from base 1 to 708 and encodes 235 amino acids. The transcript is spliced from 8 exons.
AUGUUCCGGCUGUUAAUGUGGGCAACUGUGAUGGGAUUGCUAAUUCAGAUGCUAUCGACGCGUGUUGGUGUGGCCACCGGCAAAUACUUGGCGGAGCUGUGUAGAGACGAGUAUCUGAAUUGGGCUAGGUUAAUUCUGUGGUUCAUGGCUGAAGUGGCACUUAUUGGAAAUGAUAUUCAAGAAGUUAUUGGCAGUGCUAUUGCUAUUCAUAUCUUUACAAUUACAAUUACAAGAAAAGAUGAGAAAAUGGUAAAUGAGGCCAAAAGUUCGGGGUCUGCACUAACAUGUGCUAUCUCUCUAUCAUUACUGUCACAUUCAGUUUUUUUGUUUUACCAUAAAAAUGCGCCUACUUCUAUUACAAAUGUGCUAGAUCUAUCAAGAUCUUUCAAAGUUCUUGUAGAUGUAUAUUCGGAGAGUUUGAAAACCCAUUUAAACUAUUGUAGAUCUAAAAUUAGGAAGGUUUUCGAAUGGUGUUUUUAUGUUUACCAAAUUCUAUAUUUUUUUCCUCAUAUGUCUGUCAUUUUAAUUGUACUUUGUGCUCGUUUUUCUUCAAAAUCUUACUUACAUGUUUUUUUUUUGUACCGAUAUGGGAACAUGAAGAUGGCUGAAAAUAUUGAUAGUGACGAAGAGGUUGAAGUUAAGAAGACGAAUGUGAAAUCGACAAAUGCAAAAAUGAAAAAAAAAGAUUUAAAACUUGUGAUUGUCUAG